Messenger RNA from Paramecium tetraurelia, 1545 nucleotides. RefSeq lists its product as uncharacterized. The transcript is spliced from 3 exons. Lineage: Eukaryota; Ciliophora; Oligohymenophorea; Peniculida; Parameciidae. The record is from RefSeq and is a predicted model, not a curated record.
AUGUUAAGCAUUUCUACCCAGAAUUAAUCAAUAGUGUAUCAAUAAUUAAACAAUGAACAGGCAUUGUACACUAAAUAUUCAUCAAGAAAAUCCAAAAACUUUGAAGACUUCUUUGCUCGAAAACCAGUAAAGUGGGUUAUUGAUUUUAAAGAUCAAUUACACCAAUUAGAUGAUGAAGAAUACUUGAAAAGGUUGCUUGCAUUCAUCAUAUAAUAAGAUUCUAUCCAAGUAACUAACAGCCCCAUAAAAUUAAAUCUUUAUUGGAAUACUAUAGAUUUCAUAAGAAUCUACCUCGACUCUUUUUUGGAGUCUUGGCAGAAAAAGCAAUAGCAUAUUUUGAGAAAAAAAAGUAUAAGAAAUUAUUAUCAACUAUUAAAUAGAAAGUAAGAAUAUAGAAGAAUUAAAUAAAUGCUCGGAAUUCCUUAUGAUUAAUCUAAUUUAAGUACAUAAUAUGAAAAAUUGAAUGAGGACAUAUAAGUUUUAAAUAGUUUAAGUAAAUUUACUGAAAAAUCCACUUAAUCUAUAUUAAAUGAGUUUUUUAAAACGUAACCUAAUUAGCCUAGUGAUUACAAGUUAAAUAUUGAUGAAACAUGGUUGACUAUGUAAUAUUAGGAAUUGAAUAUUCCAUAAUUAAACAAUAAGUAGGCACUCUAGAAUCACAAAUCACUUACAAAAAUUGUGAAAAAGCUUUCUAAUGAUAGGAUUAAGCUGCCAUUUCAUUUAUUAAAAGGCAAAACCUUAUCGAAUAUAAGGAAUUCACAAAAUUAAUCUCCAGAAAGACUCAAUCCUACUUAAAAAUCAUCCUCCUAAUAACAUAUCAAUAGCAGCAAAGAAGAAUGCGAAUUUUAAUCAUACAUGAAGUCAAAAAUAUUGACGUUAUCCUAACAAAACAAAAAAAAAAUCAAUAAAAUCUUUCAAUAUAGAAAUCAGUUUGAUUAAAAUUAUUAUAUUAAUACAUAAGGGAGACGAAACAGCACUCAUUUUAUUACUAGUGCAAGUAGUGUCUCCCCAGAAUAAAUAAAGAUAGAUUAGCCACGCUUGAGCUAAAUAUAAUUGAAUAUAUAAGAUAGAUAAGGCUAAUCAAAUUUCUGUAGUUACGGUUUACACUCCACAAUGCAAACAUCAAGUUAAUUCACUUAUAAAAAUGAGAUAUCUCCUUAAAAAAAAAAUUAGCAGAUAAUUCAAAUUUAUUCAAAUAACUUGAGUAGCAAAAUAAAAACAUAACAAAGAAAAUCCCCUGAAAAGUUAAGAAUAUUUUAACAUCCUAAUUCAUAAACAACAAAAUUAAAUAUUUCCAAGGCUGUAUUAUAAAACAAAGAUAAGAUACCUCCAUUUUUAUAACUUAAAUUUCGAUUGGAUGAUCUUCAACACUCAAAUAAUAAAAGAAAGUAAUGUAAUCCAAAUCCAGAUGUACAGUAAAUAUAAAUGGAUGAUAAAUAAUAAACAAGAGGAUAAUCCUACACUAUGGUUAAAAAUUAAGUUAUAACAAAAAAACCAAUAAAAAAUAAAUGAUAGCUAUUAUAUAAUUAAAACUUUUGGAGAAUU